Triplophysa rosa is the source of this 2677-nucleotide messenger RNA. RefSeq names its product ankyrin repeat and LEM domain-containing protein 2. Gene Ontology annotation, cellular component: endoplasmic reticulum. Bases 234 to 2465 code for a protein of 743 amino acids. Gene Ontology annotation, biological process: negative regulation of phosphorylation. Gene Ontology annotation, molecular function: protein phosphatase 2A binding. Lineage: Eukaryota; Metazoa; Chordata; Actinopteri; Cypriniformes; Nemacheilidae. The record is from RefSeq and is a predicted model, not a curated record. The transcript is spliced from 13 exons.
ACUCGCGCUCCUCCCAUCAGGAGCAGAAGCGUUUUGUGUUUCACUCUUUCAGUGUUUAUAAAAUGUAUCAGUCUUUCUGUAUUAAUGAUCUUAAUGUUGUUGGUUUUGUUUCUAUUUCGCUUCUGAAGGGUUUAACGUUGUGUUCAAAGCUCUCUGGAGAUUCCGAUGGAAACUAGUGGAAAAUGCGAUCGACGACAUCUUUACAGUACACAUAGUUUCUGUUUGAGCUCUGGAUGCAUGUCAAACCUCAAAAUCAUUAUUGUUUUCAGGAUUUCGGCGUAACUGGUUGUCGUGUCAUCAUGGAGGAGAUACUGAAGCGACUGCAGACGCUGACUCCAGAUCAGCUGAGGGAACAGAUCACAGGCGCUGGCCUCAAAUGUGGCCCAAUAACAGCCACCACCAGAAGCAUCUUUGAGAAGAAGUACGCUCGGGCUCUUCUGGAGAAUCAAACAGACGGAGGCGACUCGGUGAGUCAGAUGAAUUCUGAGAGCUCAAACGGUGUUGAAGAUCCUCAACAGGAACUGAGUCCCGAAGCUCCCCCGAUCACAAAGAGUCCAGAGAGUUCCUCAGAAAAUCCACCUGUUUAUUAUGGAGUGUGUCCUCAACCGGACCACCCAUCAGUUAAAGACGACGUGUGUCAUGUGUAUGUGGAUAAAAGAGAAGCACUGAAGGCAGUUGUGAAGCUGAAAGGAGCUCGAUUCAAAGCCUUCAGCAGGAGAGAGAUGGCUGAGAACUUCUCCAAAGGUUUGUUUGAGGGAGGCGUAUCGCCUCACAAACCGUCACCGGAGAAAUCCAGCGCUGCAUGCGCCACAGAGUGGUGUGUGAGCGUGGAGAAGGCCAAUGAAUUCAGAAGUCCACGCACACAAGAUCUGACGGCAAAACUCCGUCGAGCUGUAGAGACGGGAGAUGAAGAGUCGUUUAAAAACCUGGUCUGGGAGAAUCCGAGAUAUCUCAUUGGAUCUGGUGACAAUCCCACUAUCGUGCAGGAGGGAUGCAGGUAUAAUGUUCUGCAUGUAGCGGCGAAAGAGAAUCAGCCGGAAAUGAGUCGUCUCAUCCUGGAGACUCUUGAGAACCCGAGGUUCAUGCGUCUGAUGUACCCUCACGACGAAGAACUCAUGCUGUUUCAGAGAAUCGGAUAUAUACUGGAUCUCUAUCUCAACACGCCCGAUAAAGUGAACAACGAGACGCCGCUCCACUUCGCCUGUAAGUUCGGCUGUGCGGACGUGGUGAAUGUUCUGUGUUCACAUCCAUAUACUGAUAAAAACUGCGGGAACAAAUAUGGUCAGAAACCGGCGAGUAUCAUCUGUGAGAGGCGAAACAGAAGUAAAGAUGUGAAACAGAAGAUCAUGGAAUAUUUGGAAGAUAGGUUUUAUGUGCCGUUGUUGAGGGCCACUGAUAACACACUGGCUCCGGUGAUCGCUGGCCCCUGGUGUCCAUCACGAUCUGUGGAUCAGUUUCAUGAGCCCGUGAUGACAGACGCUCCCAAAAACCCAAAGAUGAACCUCAAGGCUUUUGUUGGCCCUCUGAAAUUCUCAAAGGCAGAAGAGUUUCACAGACUGUGGAAAACACCGCCGCGGGACAGAGCCGAAUAUUUCCAUCACAUUUUAAAAUCUGACUGGGAUCAGGGUGCAGAGAGAGUGGGCAGAGAGUUGGCUCGUGAACUGGGAUUCCCGUGGGCAGAAUACUGGGAGUUUCUAAACUGCUUCAUUGAUUUGUCCACUGAUGAUGGUUUGAAGAUGUUGGAGGAGCAUUUGAGCGCUUGUGAGACUUUCACAGGAAGAGAACGGAGAUCUGAUGAAACACCCAGCUUUCAGAACGACCGUCUGAACGGGUCUUUUGGUACGACACAGGAGAACUCAUCUGAACAUGAUGAUGAUGAUAGCCAACGGUUUCCAGUCUGUGACCUGAUGCAGGAGUUCGAGAAGGUUUCUGUUCAAAACUCUUUUCCGUCACACGAGAACACAGACAAGUCAUCUGAUGAGCGUCAUCCGGACUCUCCAGAGGUUCAGACUGAAGAUGAUGAUCUGAGCUGUAGCUCUGAGGAUUAUUUCACAGCAGAUGAUGAUGAAGGGCGGUGUUCUCCAUCUCUGAUCUGCAGCAGAAGACACGAGGAGGUGGACGCCUGUAGCUCCUCCGGUUCCUCCUUUAAAUCCAUGCACAGCGCUUUUGAGCUGCUGACUCACACGCGGCGCUCUUUCUUACUGGGUGAUUCACCAACCAAGCUUGAUAACGAAGUUCUUGUUGCAUUGAAUGAUGUGGAUGUUGACAAUCACUCAUAUCCCAACAUCACCAAAUGGAAGAAGAAGGUUUUGUCUCAUCCCUCAUCGCUGAGACAAAGUUGGCCAGCAGUUUCACGGGUGACCGGAGACGCCGUGAGUUCAUCAAGCGUCUCACCCGCUGCCUUCAGAAGCCCGACUCACUUACACCUCCAGCAGGUUAUCUUCAGUCCUCUCAGCCGCCUGUGAAUCACUCAAUGCUCUUUUACUUUACAAGCUCUUACUACAUAUAUUUUAUGUAUAGUAUCUUAAUAGAAGAUUAUGUAUUGAUUUUAUUCAACAGUUGUGUUGCUUUUAACAGUUGCUGUUUUGUUUGAAAUUGUCAAUGCAGUGGAUGUAAAAGAAAAUGUUGUAUGAAUAUAUAAAACUUAACGAAAUGGAUUGAUAUGUUUGUCAUGUUU